AUGAGAGCGCUCAAGAUAGAGGCUAGGCAUAGAGAGCAGCUGAUACGCGAACAAGAGCUCGAACUGAAAGGCCUUCAAGACAAGCUCGAGUUCGCACAGCGAAAGGCCGAGCUGACCUAUCAGACCGGCAACCUCAAGCAGACCCUGGAAGGUAGGGAACCUGCUGGAGCUUACCACUCAACUCCCCAACCAAAUCUUAGAACCCCUACUCUUAACCCGGUGGGCGCCACACCUGUCCCCAACUACCCAGAGACGCCAAGAUAUGACCCAGGUGGAUCGGUGGGGGCGACGACAUUUGUGUGGCGUGUGCCAGAUGAUAUUUCAUCAUCAGAAAUGAUGACGGCCGCAACUAAAAUAGUGGAUAAACUGAAGCCUACUUUGCCCGCGUACCACACCCGCCGUAUGAGGAAAGAUUUCAGUGACAAGUAUGGCAGCCUUGCUGGAUGCAGGCGUCUGCUUGCCAGCGGCCGUGAACUGUCUGAAACUGUAAAGAUGAACCUUCGCAUCGUUGCUCUCGUCAUCGUGGCGACGCUGGUCGCCUGCGGGGAGGCGCAGUCCUGCCAAAAUGUCAACACCGGCCUGAAGGUGGCGUGCGGAUCGAACAACCCCGUCUUGCCCAGCGGCUGCUUCUGCGACGAAUUCUGCCACGUGAAUGGCGACUGCUGCGACGACUUUUGCGACGCCUGUCCGACCCUACGGCGGCAAGUGUCAGAACAAGCCAGCGCUCGUUCGUCUUGCGACUGUGACGCGCAACCUUCUACAUCCGGCCCCACCUGCGAAGUCCCCGACAGACCACAGGGUGGUGGACCGUGCGAAAACCACCAGUGCCGUAACAACGCCGUCUGCGAGCAGACAGGACCGACGACCUACAGCUGUCAAUGCGAGGCCGGCUACGAAGGUCGUUUCUGCGGUCGGCGGGUCGCCGGCGCCCAGUGCGUCAACCACCAGUGUCGCAACGGAGCGGCGUGCGUGCCUGGCCCUUCCGACACCUACAGCUGCGACUGCACGUUCGGCUGGGCGGGCCAGUUCUGCGAGCGGCUCGACCUCGUACCGCCCGUCGGCGCCUGCAAGAACAACCUGUGCAGGAACGGCGCCACCUGCCGGGCGAGCGGACGCGACUACACGUGCGAAUGUUCCGUCGGCUACCAAGGGUUGUUCUGCGACGUCGCCAUCAAUCCCUGCCAGAGUCAUCAGUGCCAGAACGGAGCCGUCUGCGAGGCCGGUGGCGCCGACUACCGGUGCGUCUGCCAGAAGGGAUACGACGGGAGGUUCUGCGACGUCGUCGUCAACCCUUGCGACAACCAUCAGUGUCAGAACGGAGCGCGCUGCUCGGCUGUUGGUCAGGACUACGAGUGUUUGUGCCAGCAGGGAUAUCGCGGGACCUUGUGCGAUGUGCAGGUCAACCCGUGUGAGAAUCAUGGCUGUCGCAACGGCGCUCAGUGCGUACCAGCCGGCGUUCAAGACUACACGUGCGAUUGCCAGCAAGGAUAUCAGGGACAGCUGUGCGGCAUACGCAUCAACCCAUGUCAAAAUCAUCAAUGUCAAAAUGGAGCGCUGUGCGAAGCGGUCGGUCAGGAUUACAAAUGCGAUUGCCAGCAGGGAUACGAAGGUGACCUUUGCGACGUGGCUAUCGACCCUUGCAGAAACAAUCAAUGUCAAAACGGAGCGUGCGUGGCCGUCGGUCAGAACUACGGCUGUAAUUGCCAACAGGGAUACGAAGGUGACCUUUGCGAUGUCGCUAUCGGCCCUUGUAACAAUCACCAAUGUCAAAACGGAGCGAUAUGCGAAGCGAUCAGUCAACAGAACUACAGAUGUAACUGUCAACAGGGAUACGAAGGUGACCUUUGCGACGUAACCAUAGAUAUCAAUCCUUGUCAAACUCAUCAAUGUCAAAACGGAGCCCGCUGCGUACCCGUCGGUCAAGACUACACAUGUGAAUGUCAACAAGGCUACGAGGGCGCCCUCUGUGACUCACCUAUCCGUUUCAACGCUUGUCUAAAUCAUCAGUGUCAGAAUGGAGCGGCGUGCGUGCCAACUGGCGGUCAGCUCUAUGGCUGUGACUGCCAGCAAGGGUACGAGGGAGACUUCUGCGAGCGUACGGUGGCCACGGGCGGCGGUGCUUGCUCGCCGAAUCCUUGCGGUGAUUACGGCACGUGCUUCGAGGUUACGGUGAAAAUCAGCCGCUUCCAACCGUCGUACGCAUGCGUGUGCGAUCCGCAGUACACUGGCUUCGAAUGUGACAUCUUUGUCAGUCGGCCGGUAGGGUCCUGCGAUCCAAACCCGUGUGUUAACGGCGGUACGUGCAGGCCUAGAAGAAGAUCUGGAUAUAGAUGCAAUUGCCCUCCAAACUACAGUGGCGAUAAUUGUCAAAUCGCUGCCGUGCAGGGCCGCUGUGCCGACAACCCGUGCGUGAACGGACAGUGUAUUGACGAACGGGGCGGCGGCUACCAGUGCCUCUGCCAGUCGGGAUGGGUCGGCAGGAACUGCGAGCGUUCCGAUCGCGUCUCCACCCAGAACGCGUGCGACAACGCCGUCUGUCACAACGGCGGCUCAUGCGUGGACACGUCCCUCGGCACCUUCCUCAGAUUCCGGCAACGCUUGUUCACCAUUCCGCAAUGAUUGCCUGAAUGGUGGUGUAUGCCGCAGCGAUCCGAGAGGGGGCACUGCAUGUCGCUGCCCGAUCGGCUACGAAGGUCUCCAAUGUGGAACGAUUUCCCAGGGAACUACGCCUGGCUGUAUCGGAAUCUUCUGCCGCAUCUUUAACGGAUCCUGAAAUGCUGCACGUUAUUUACAUGAGACGGAUGUGUUAUUUUAAUAUUAAUUAAUAUAUGCUUAAAAGCAUUGUACCUAAUUAACGAAGCAAUAACGUUUAGCGAGUGCCUUGUGUGGCUUGUAUUAUAGCGAGUGUCGUGAGAAAACUACGGGCGCACGUAAUUGAUGUUUUGAGAUGGUAUAUAUUUGUUCGAUUUGCUAUAUUUGCUUAAUUAAUAUAACUUAUGAUGAUUGUCGGAUUUUUAUUAUUAUAAAGGCUGCUGCAUAUUUGUUUUAGAACACUUCAUAUCUUGAAUCUGUAUAUUUGUAAGCCGCAUAGGGUAAAGCGUGGGUACGUACGUAAUCGUACACGGAUCCGCACGCACGCACACCCGCACGAACGCAAAACAUGCACGCACCUAUAAAUUUAUGCACAGAAUCGAUAAUUAUUACAAACAAUACUCCGUAGUAUUUUCAGUGGUUGUGUAAACGCAUCCGAAUACAGAUAAAUUAAUAAUUAUUGGUUAUUUAAUAUAAUGAGGUAAAUAGUUAUAAUUAUUGCGCUUGACCCAAUAUUAUUAUAAUUCACACACAUCAGAUAUAGCCGAGCUGCCGUCAUGCAGUGUCGAUGUAAAGAACUAUAUAUAUUAUAUAUUAUGGCUCGUUGAUCAAACACCUGAAAUUUCGUAAACCUUGUUUUAUCUGCUAUGUCCUCACAUAUGUGUAGGAGCUGCCCAGUGAGUGACUGAGAGUGGUCCAAGGGUCGGGUAUGCAUGACGUGGUGUGGCCAGACAGAUCGGUAUCGUGUAAGAAGAACUUUAUGGUGAAAUACGCUUGCAAUCCGAUGCUAUCUCAUCAUACGUGCUCUGGCAGUGUCUUAUCAGGAUCUUAUAUUGAUCCACUGUAAUUGAAUUUUACAUUUAACAUUGGAUCGACAAACAUUGGAUUCAGGUCCUGACUCAUUUGGCCCCUUUCUUAAAUCAGUUUCUGUGUCUGUGUACUCAUGCGUGUUUAUUAAAAUAUUAUUUUGUAACGCAUA
Messenger RNA from Priapulus caudatus, 3790 nucleotides. Its product is annotated as neurogenic locus notch homolog protein 1-like. Gene Ontology annotation, biological process: Notch signaling pathway. The record is from RefSeq and is a predicted model, not a curated record. Gene Ontology annotation, molecular function: calcium ion binding; Notch binding. NCBI's taxonomy places the organism in Eukaryota, Metazoa, Priapulida, Priapulimorpha, Priapulimorphida, Priapulidae.